AUGAAUCACAAUGAUAACCAUGAUCCAGAAGCUCUAACAGUUGCUCGCUAUCAUAAUCAUAAGACAAAUUCAUAUACAAAUUCAAAUUCAACACCAAUAUGGACCGGAAUCUUCGAUCCUUCUUUCCGGGUCUUGAUACUUCCUCGAUACUUGGGUGUUGGGACAGCGAUUAUACCUAUUCCUUCUUCUCGACGCAUAACGAGUUCUGGGUAUGAGCAAGAACAACAGAAACUGCGAGAACAGCAACAAGAACAGCGACAAGAAGAACCACCCAAAAACUCCGAAUCCAAAAAUCCUCUCUCGAGCCUGAGUCCCACACCCAGCACCCAUAGUUCCUGCUCCUAUUCCUGUUGCUGUUCAUCCGAAUUAUCGCAUUCCACACUUCGCACGAGUAGUUCUGCAUCCGACUCCUCAUAUACUUCAAUUUCUUCAACUACAAUAUCCUCAACAGCAAUUUCCUCAACAACGAUUUCUUCAACUACAAAUCCCACCCAUCCUCCUACCCACCCCCAAAAUCCCAACAAAAGCAUUUCCGAGGAACAAUCUCUCCCCGCCCCCCAGCUAUCCCCCAAAAGCCUCGCAAUUCCAGAUCACUUCUCAGAAAUACAAGCUUCGCCUCCUCGGACUUUGACGCCCAAAUCUUCGCUGGAUAUGCUCUCAGAUUCGGAUUCGGAUUGCGAUGAUUAUGGAGGUGUUAUUGAUGAGGAUGAGGAUGAGGAUGAUUUUCAACUGGUAAUGAAGGAUACUGAAGAGGAAGAUUCAGCAAUAUGCGAUCUCAUGGAUGGAUUUCGCAAGAUGAGUAUAUGA
Molecule: messenger RNA, 807 nt
Organism: Botrytis porri
Lineage: Eukaryota; Fungi; Ascomycota; Leotiomycetes; Helotiales; Sclerotiniaceae
Exons: 1
Coding region: 1-807 (268 amino acids)
Source: RefSeq, a predicted model, not a curated record